GCCUUUAAAUGUUCCCCCGCCGAUUCUCCAUCCCUCCCCGCCUCACCUUUCCCGCCUCCCAUUCCUAAAAUAUCUCCCUCCGCAUCCUCAGAAAUCAAAUUCCCAAAUUCACCCCCACCUCCCAUUCCCAGUCCCCACGCACCCGGCGAAAACCGCAACCCUUCCAUGGGCAGCGCAGCCGCCUCGCCGCCGCCAUCCCAGAAGCUCACGCAGGAGGACCUCAAGCGCGUGGCGGCGCACCGCGCGGUGGACCUGGUGGAGCCCGGCAUGACGCUCGGCCUCGGCACGGGCUCCACGGCCGCGCACGCGCUCGACCGCCUCGGCGACCUCCUCCGCUCGGGCGCCCUCGCGGGCGUCGCCGGCGUGCCCACCUCCCUCAAGACGGAGCUCCACGCGGCCCGCGUGGGGAUCCCGCUGCUGCCCCUCGACGCCGGGACGGGCGCCAAGAUCUGCCUCUCCAUCGACGGCGCCGACGAGGUUGACCCGGACCUCAACCUCGUCAAGGGCCGCGGGGGGUCGCUCCUCCGCGAGAAGAUGAUCGAGGGCGCCGGGGACAAGUUCGUCGUCAUCGUCGACGAGUCCAAGCUCGUGCCCAGGCUCGGGUGCACGGGCUCCGUCCCCGUUGAGGUCGUCCCCUUCGGCGCCGCCCACACGCUGGGACUCAUACGCAAGGUGUUCGACGGAUUGCCAGGCUUCCACGCGAGGCUUAGGACGGUCAAGAAGGAAGCCGAGGAGGUGCCGUUCGUGACGGACAACGGCAACUACAUCGUGGAGAUGUUCUUCGAGAACGGCAUCCGCGGCGACCUGCGCGACAUCAGCGACUGCCUCCUCCGGAUCACCGGCGUCGUCGAGCACGGCAUGUUCCUCGGCAUGGCCACCACCGUCAUCGUCGCCAACAAGGACGGCACCGUCGCAGUCAUCGAGAAGAACAAGUAAGCGACCGGCGGCGGCGGAGACGAUGCCACCACCGACGGUAAUAAGCAUGCAAGAUAACAUUUCAGCGAAGAAAAAGAAAAGCAGAGGAAACCAGCUCAGCUCGGCUCGGCGAUCAAGUUGUUCGCUUGCAGUAUGUUAUUACUACUACCAUGCUCCCUUCUUGCUCUUGGGUAAUGACGAGAUAGUGCCGGAUGUAACGCGAUGAAGCGAAUAAGUUUUGGAAUUGUUCUAUGGCAUUAUCCACUAUCCAGAGUCAAUUUUG
This is a messenger RNA of Phragmites australis (common reed), 1198 nucleotides long. RefSeq names its product probable ribose-5-phosphate isomerase 2. Gene Ontology annotation, biological process: pentose-phosphate shunt, non-oxidative branch. Lineage: Eukaryota; Viridiplantae; Streptophyta; Magnoliopsida; Poales; Poaceae. Gene Ontology annotation, molecular function: ribose-5-phosphate isomerase activity. The transcript has a single exon. The record is from RefSeq and is a predicted model, not a curated record. The coding region runs from base 166 to 936 and encodes 256 amino acids.